ACAACGGUGGCGCAAAAAAAAAGGAAAAUAACAACAAAAUAUUUAAAUAAAAACAAACGGUAAUAGCUCUUCUUCAGUUACCAACCACCCCCACCUGUCGCACUUUUAUUCCCACGUUUUGCGCGUGCGUGCGCGAGCAGAGCAGCAAAAGCGAAAAAGUCCGAAAUCCAAACCAAAAUAAAUCGCCAGUCUCCAACUCGUCUCCUCCAUAGCAGGUUCACUUCGAAAAUCGCGCGGUUCGCGGUUGGCUGUUCGAAAAUUCCGAGGUUUCGAACGAAAGUCGCGGGCAUUACGCUGAUAACAAAAAUUAUUUGCGAAGAUUAACCAAAUACAGUGGAACACAAAACUCGGUGUGCUCUAGUUUUAAAAUAUAAUAAAAAUCCAAAUUUCUGGGGAAACUCUCGAGUGAAAACGAGAACAUCCUGGCUGCCAGCAAAGAACUAUCGAUGAUUGGCUCUCACGGCUCCAGACUCCAAAAGAAACGCGCCCUGAACAGCUAUUCCAAUUUUCCCUUAUAACAGUUACUCCCACCCCCAUUCGUUGGCGAAUUAUCGAGAUAUAUACCAAAGAUAUCGCAGUGCAGACAUAUAAAUUAAACUAUUAGCCGUAACUAGUCAAUGCCAAAAAUGAUAGUGGAUAAAUCGGAACUGGUGGGCGAGAAUGCCUGGGCGAAACUGUUGCCCGAGGAGAAGGAUAAGCCGGUUAUAGUCAAGAUGAACAGCAGUAGCAACAAUAACGACUCUAAGGACACCACGCCCCUGAAUGUGGAUCAACUGGUGGCGGCCUCCAAUCCUGGGAUUGCAGGCGAGCAGGGAGCGGCGUGUCUGGAAGAGACCUACAAACGCACCGCCACCUAUGCUUCCAAUAUUAAUUCCACGGGAGGCGAGUCGAGCGGAAGUGGAACGCAGCUUUCCCGCAAGGAGUCCAUAUUGGGCAGCUUCCACAGACAAAUACGGCGAUCCAUUAAAGCCGUUAGCGAAUCUCCCGGCCCACUAACCAGGUACCGGCAGACACGCUUCAGCUCGCGGCGUGUUAGAAAACGUGUGGUCUUCAAGCACGGUGAGUGCAAUGUGGUGCAGGGAAAUGUGGCGAAAAGACGGCGUCGAUAUCUGCAGUUUUUUUUCCAGGACAUAUUCACCACCCUGGUCGACGCUCAGUGGCGCUGGACGCUGCUCGUCUUCGCCGCCAGCUUUGUCUUCUCAUGGGCCUUCUUCGGAUUCAUCUGGUGGAUUAUCGCCUAUGCUCACAAUGAUCUGGAGUACACCAUCCUGAAGAACAACUCCCCCGAUCUGGUGGCCAAUAUGACGCACACGGUCUGCGUGACCCAGGUGUCGAACAUGAUGUCCGCCUUCCUUUAUUCCGUGGAAACGCAGACGACGAUCGGUUAUGGUAAUCGCUAUGUGACGGAGGAGUGUCCCGAGGCGAUAUUCACCAUGUGCAUCCAGUGCAUCACGGGCGUCUUUAUCCAGGCCUUCAUGGUGGGCAUUGUGUUCGCCAAGCUGUCGCGUCCCAAGAAGCGUGCCCAAACGCUGCUCUUCUCCCGAAACGCUGUGAUCUGCCAUCGGGAUGGAGUUCCCUGCCUGAUGUUCCGGGUGGGCGAUAUGCGCAAGUCGCACAUCAUUGAGGCUCACAUCCGAGCGCAGAUCAUCCGGAAAAAGGUGACGAAGGAGGGCGAAGUGCUGCCCUUCUUCCAGCAGGAGUUGCAUAUCGGAGCCGAUGGUGGCGAGGAUCGGCUGAUGUUCAUCUGGCCAACGACCAUAGUGCACAAGAUUGACAGGAAUAGUCCGCUGUAUAUGCUCUCCGCGUCGGAUAUGCUCAAAGAACGCUUCGAAGUGGUGGUUAUGCUGGAGGGUGUCAUCGAAUCCACUGGCAUGACCACACAGGCCAGGAGCAGCUACUUACCCUCGGAGGUGCUGUGGGGCCAUCGCUUCGUGAAUGUAGUGUCCUUCCGCAAGGAGACCGGCGAGUACGAGGUGGACUACACGCUGUUCAACAACACCUACGACGUGGACACACCGCUGUGCAGCGCCAAGCAGCUGGACGAACUGAAGUCGGAGUACACGAAGAGCGCCAAGAGUUGUCCCGGCCUCGGGGUGAAUGCACCCUUUGCGGAUCGCACGCUCUCGGCCAGCAUGUUUCAGCGGAUCGCCUCCGCCGCCUCGGUGGAUCAUCUGGAUCCGGCGAGCGACGAGUCGCUGGACUCGGGCCGUCUGCAGAUCCGCUCCCAUUCCAUACCGAACGGCGUGCUGGCCAGCGAGCUGGAGCCGCUGAAUAACAACAAGCACGGCGCUUCGUUCACCAUGGGCGGUCUGACCAUCACGACGACGGCGCCCAGCAUCCCCAACCUAUCCAGUAUUAACGAGAAGACCAACUCCGGCAAUUCCAUUAACAGCAGCAACUACAGCAAUAACAAUAGCCUGAGCACGCUGACCGGAGGAGGAAGUGCUGCCAGUGGACCCGGCGGUGGUAUCACCAUUGUGGCCGGCUCUGGCAACAAUGGAGGCGGCAAGCACAAGUCGAACCCUCGUCGGCUGAGCAUCAAGCAGGACCAGCUGCCCAUCGAUUCCAUUUGUUGAUAUUAUUAAAUUGAGUUAUAUGAUGUUGUAUUCUAGUAAAGCAUUAGGCUCCCACCAUAAUUCUAACUGAAACUAAGCUAAGCGAGAUUCCACGGAGAGCUCAUCUGUCAUAGCCAUAGAGCUGCUGCAGCUGUGAACACCCACACUAUUAAUGCCCUGCUGAACUGGAGGCAAUCUGAUUGUUAUCCACCCACCCACUAAUCCUUGAAACGAUUGUACUAUAUUAUAUGUGUAGGCUAAGAUGAUGAAUGAAUGAUUCGCGUUGUUAGCUUUACUUGUAUUGAAUUUACUAUAGUUAAGUUACAAAUUGAUAUUACACCGCAAAGUAAGAUGUGAGACACAGAAACCAAAAUGCUGCAACUUCCUCGUAAGCUUAGACCUAUAGAGAAAUGAUAAAACAGCUCACAAAUAAUAUACAGAAAUGAAUUUGAAAUUUAUGCGAAGACGCAACGGAAUUGUAAAUUCCCUUUUACCCGAUAAUAGUUGUUAAAUGUUACUCACUCAAUGAGAUAGAAAAUGUAAAUCUAAAAUUAAAAGAGUAAAACUGUUUCAAAAACAAGAGCUUCAAUUAUAAAUAAAAUGAGUGGACAAUAAAAUUGUAUGAGUAUGUGAAUGGUUGAUUAAUGUAUUUUAUAUUUAAGCGUCACCCGAAUUGUGAAUAUGAAAGACGGAAAAUAUAAUAUAAGAUGAAAACAGAAAAAAGUCA
Molecule: messenger RNA, 3282 nt
Organism: Drosophila ficusphila
Lineage: Eukaryota; Metazoa; Arthropoda; Insecta; Diptera; Drosophilidae
Gene: Irk1
Product: G protein-activated inward rectifier potassium channel 3
Exons: 5
Coding region: 618-2576 (652 amino acids)
Biological process (GO): regulation of monoatomic ion transmembrane transport; potassium ion import across plasma membrane
Cellular component (GO): plasma membrane
Molecular function (GO): inward rectifier potassium channel activity
Source: RefSeq, a predicted model, not a curated record